CAGAGAGAAUAUAGAGGAGUAAUGUAGGUAGACGCGAUGCAAUGUUCUCGCUCGAUCAGGACUAAACAGACGUGUUCAAUUUAAUUCAGUGUAGUAUUUUUUAUUUAGUUAGUUACCAUUUGAAGAAAGAAUAUUUUUUUCUAAGAUGUUUCUGUGGUUAGUGGUUUCCAGUCUCGUGUCUGAAGCACUAGCUUUGAAUAAUGGACUAGCACUUACGCCACCUAUGGGCUGGCUCUCCUGGGAGAGGUUUCGGUGUAUAACAGACUGCCAGAAAUAUCCUCAGGAAUGCAUCAGUGAAAAUCUAAUUAAACGAACAGCAGAUAUAAUGAUCAGCGAGGGGUAUCUCAAUGCUGGGUACAAUUAUGUGGGGAUUGAUGAUUGCUGGCUGGAAAAGACUCGUGGACCCGACGGACGGAUGGUGCCUGAUAGAGAACGGUUUCCAAGCGGGAUGAAAGCGCUCUCCGAUUAUAUCCACGAGCGCGGUUUGAAGUUCGGUAUGUACCAGGAUUACGGUAACUUCACGUGCGCCGGAUAUCCGGGUGUCCUCGGCAACGAGAAGUUGGAUAUCGACACGUUUGUUGAAUGGGAGAUCGAUUACCUUAAACUUGACGGGUGUUACAUACAACCAACGGAUAUGGAUGCAGGUUACCCUCAAUUUGGAAAGAUGUUAAAUGAAACUGGUCGACCGAUUUUAUACUCUUGCAGUUGGCCCGCUUACCAAGAAGAUGCCAAGAUCCUGCCCGAUUACGCCGCAAUUGCCGAGCACUGUAACUUAUGGAGGAAUUGGGAUGACAUAGAGGACUCUUGGGCUUCUAUGACUAAGAUCAUGAAUUGGUUUGGUGACAACCAAGACAGAUUAGCGGAACACGCAGGACCAGGGCACUGGAACGACCCAGAUAUGUUAUUGAUAGGAAACUUUGGACUAACGGUAGACCAAGCACGAGUACAGAUGGCGGUAUGGUCGAUCCUGGCAGCGCCGUUGCUUAUGAGUGUGGAUUUGGCUACUAUCAAACCAGAAUUCAAGGAAAUUCUUCUAAAUCGGGACAUCAUUGCUAUUGAUCAAGACGUACUGGGGAAACAGGGCUUGAGGAUUUGGAAGAAGACAGAUGCUGGUCCGAGGAAGGGUUUGGAGAUUUGGAAACGCGAACUCUCGGAUGGUUCGUUAGCCAUGGCUUUUGUGAGUCAACGAGAUGACGGAAUUCCUUAUGCAGCAAACUUCACCUUUGAAGAGAUGCAAUUAGCCAAUCAAGCAUUUGAUGUUCAGGAUCUAUACAAAGACGAAUCUGAUAAGUUACUUCAAGCUAAUCAAGAGUUUGAAGUUAGGAUAAAUCCUUCCGGUGUAAAAUUUUACAAGUUCAUACCAAAGAACUAAAGUGAACGUGAAGUAAAUUGUAAAUAGUAACUUAGUAAUUUAAGAAUUAUUAUUAGAUAAAAAAACUACUGAUGUACUGUUAAUAAUAAACAAUAGUUAAAAUUGA
Messenger RNA from Galleria mellonella (greater wax moth), 1478 nucleotides. RefSeq names its product alpha-N-acetylgalactosaminidase. The transcript has 10 exons. Gene Ontology annotation, biological process: oligosaccharide metabolic process; glycosylceramide catabolic process; glycoside catabolic process. The record is from RefSeq and is a predicted model, not a curated record. Gene Ontology annotation, molecular function: alpha-galactosidase activity. Gene Ontology annotation, cellular component: cytoplasm. Bases 146 to 1372 code for a protein of 408 amino acids. Lineage: Eukaryota; Metazoa; Arthropoda; Insecta; Lepidoptera; Pyralidae.